Folsomia candida is the source of this 3887-nucleotide messenger RNA. RefSeq names its product tyrosine-protein phosphatase corkscrew (gene csw). Gene Ontology annotation, molecular function: protein tyrosine phosphatase activity. The transcript is spliced from 14 exons. NCBI's taxonomy places the organism in Eukaryota, Metazoa, Arthropoda, Collembola, Entomobryomorpha, Isotomidae. Gene Ontology annotation, biological process: protein dephosphorylation. The record is from RefSeq and is a predicted model, not a curated record. Bases 782 to 2500 code for a protein of 572 amino acids.
UAUUUUUAUCAUGUAAUGCCUGUCGAGUCUCUCUCGAGAGAGAAUGGUAUCAUCCUCGCCCGUGGUUUUUAGAGUGCAGUAGUGCUUGGUUGGACUUACUUUUAGCAGUAGGACAGGAGGACGACGAGUUUAAAAAGAUUUUUCUCCAAUGCCAAGUUAAAAUAGUGGUAAAUUGACACAUCUGAUCCGCAUAUUGAGAGAGUGAGAGAGAGAGAUAAAUACAAAAAGUGUACAGUUUCUCAUCUCUCUCCUGAGAAAAAUAUUCAAGAAAGAGCAGAGAUCUGGCUGCCUCUUAUUACAUGUUCAGUAGUCUGAGGAUUAUAUUACGAUAAAUCAAUGUGAUGUGACUUAUUUUUUUUAUAGAGAAAUGAUGAAAAUUGAAUCGAAUUAUUAAUUAAAGUUAACCACCCGUUAAAAUAAAUAUCAAAAAGUAUUUGCACACGGAUUAAAUAAAGGCGACGAAAAAUUAUUGAUUUUGCUUCACAUAUGAUCACGAACGACGAUGAAUCACUCGUUGAAUAAAAAUGAUCUUGUUACACAAACUAAAACAACGUUAGUAGUGAAACAGGCUUCGGUCUGAUGUGCAGUUCAGUUCAGUUAGUUCGACUUUAAGAUCAAGAAGCAACAAUGAGUUUGACUACUAUGAAUUCGUGUCAAUAAAAUUUUACGGAAACGAUAAAUAAAUAAUAGUUUGUGAAUUAAGUGGUGUGUGUGGUCUUGAUUUUGACGACGAAUUUGUCCCAACGCUUUAAAAUCGAGAAGAAGUGCGAGUGAAAAGGAGAUGACUUGUCGGAGAUGGUUCCAUCCAAACAUUUCGGGCGUGGAGGCGGAGCGGUUGCUCUUGGAACGUGGGGUGGAGGGGUCAUUUCUCGCCAGACCGUCGCGCUCCUCCCCUGGCGACUUCACCCUAUCCGUUCGACGACAUGGGAUGGUCACUCACGUCAAAAUUCAAAAUACAGGGGACUUCUAUGACCUUUAUGGCGGAGAAAAAUUUGCAACAUUAUCCGAGUUAAUACAAUUUUAUACAGAAAAUCAAGGUCAACUAAGAGAAAAAAACGGGGAACCGAUUGAAUUAAAAUUUCCACUAUAUUGUGCCGAUCCAACUACGGAGCGUUGGUUUCAUGGCGAUAUAGGUGGAAAAGAAGCAGAAAAAGUAUUAACAGAAAAAGCAAAACCGGGGUCAUUUCUGGUUAGAGAAUCUCAAUCACAACCUGGACAUUUUGUCCUCUCCGUUCGUACGGACGACACAGUGACGCACGUCAAGAUUCGAUGCCAAGGAACGUUUGAUGUCGGAGGGGGAGAUAAAUUUGACUCGUUAAGUGACCUCGUUGAACAUUGUAAAAAAAAUCCAAUGGUGGACACGACAGGGACAAUUGUCCACUUGAAGCAGCCCCUGAACGCCACACGAAUCCCGGCUUCUGGAAUUGAAGUGCGAGUAAAAGAGUUGAAGAGGGCGGAUGGAAAAAAGGCCGGAUUUUGGGAAGAGUUUGAAUCUCUCCAGUCCAGUCCGGUCCAAUUUUGGUACAAUAAGAAGCGUGAUCGGAAUCAAUUAAACGCCCAGCAAGAAGUGAAGCACGUAUUUUCCCGGAAGGAAGGACAAAAGCCAAACAAUAGGAAUAAGAAUCGAUACAAGAAUAUUCUUCCGUUUGACCACACGCGAGUUCUGUUGAAGGAACCCUGGCCUCAUGACUAUAUUAAUGCGAACUACAUCGAGGUAAAUCCUGACGAUGAAAUAUUUGAAGGAUGUAAAAAGUGCUACAUAGCGACGCAGGGAUGUCUACCAUCAACCGUUGCAGAUUUCUGGUACAUGGUGUGGCAAGAAAACUCUAGAGUUAUUGUGAUGACCACAAAAGAAUUUGAACGGAGUAAAAGCAAAUGUGCCCAUUAUUGGCCAGACGAUGGAGAAAUUAAAGAAUACGAGGGGGGAUUUAAACUGCUCAUGCAAAAGGAGUCUUCCACUCCAGAUUUUACACUCAGGGAAUUUCUCAUGACUAGAAGCGGAGAAGAGCGUGUUAUUUACCAGUUCCAUUUUAUCGCAUGGCCUGACCACGGAGUCCCUGAUGAUCCAGGCUGCGUCCUCAACUUUUUAUCAGAAGUUAAUUUCCGACAGGAAAGUUUAGACGGUGCAGGCCCAAUUGUGGUACACUGUUCGGCCGGAAUUGGUCGAACUGGAACUUUCAUCGUCAUUGAUCUCAUUGUAGAUCAGAUUAAGAGAUGUGGCUUGCAUACCGAUAUCGAUAUUCGCCGUGGGAUUCAAAUGGUGCGAGCUCAAAGGUCGGGAAUGGUUCAAACUGAGGCGCAGUACAAAUUUAUCUAUUUGGCCCUUCUCCACUAUAUAGAUACCUUGUCCCACAAAAUACAAGCGCAGCAGAAGUGUUUGGAAGUCGGCCGUGAAUACACUAACAUUAAAUGGGGAGAAGGAAAAGACUUUCCAGUUAAAGAGACUGUCAGCAUUGGAUCCAACUCUAUGAAUAAUCUGGUCCCAUUAGGGAACAAUUAGCACCCGUGAAAAAGAUAGCUUUCUUUUCGGAAAUCAUCAACUUCAUUUCCAUCGUAUAAAAAAUUCGUGCUUGUCUUGAAUUGACUGAUGAUGAUGAAUGCGAUGGUGCAUGUCCUACCGCAUGCAGUGCACUAUAAAGAAUAGCAUUCUUUGUUCUUUACGUUGCAUGUGUUGUUUCGCCGUCCGCCAGCUCGUAAGAAUAAAUCUACAACUGUCAACUAAUUUACCAACCAUCAUUCAUCAACCAACCUUUCUACUAAUUGUUAUAGAUUAAGCACUCUGCUUAUUAAUAUGUAUGUACCUACAUACAUAAGUACUUCAUAAACAAUUUAGAAUUGAAGGCUGUGGAACAACCGAAAACUUUUCAACCCUAAUUGGACAUCACAUUUUCAACACUAUAAAUAUUUAAAACUAAAAACAGUGGCUUUUUUGUGAUUGUCUCACUUACGUGGAGAAAGGAAUGUGUUCUUUACUAAAAUACUGACGGAUAUAAAUAUAUGCUCUAAAUUAAUCACUACACACACACGCAUGCAAUGGGGAGCAUAUUAAUAGUGGCGAAAUCCGUAUUUAAAAUAUAAGUGUAUAAAAAAACAUCCAACGUGAACGUGAUGAAAUUAUGACUUGUUAUUAGAAUAUUAGAUUAUAAUACGAAAUGCAUAAUAGAACUGAUCAGAUGGAUAAUAAUUUUUAUUUUGGUCGCUGUUGUUGCGUAAAAAAUGUGAUUUUUCUUUGGUUAUUUGUACGUAAUAGAUACUUUAAAGUGAAAGCAUUAUUAUUGCAUAGAUGAAUGUUUGCUGGUUCAAAUUUACAUAAUUAUGAAGGAAAAGAAAUUGUUGAGCCUAAAAAAAUGUGCAUGUCCGAAAAAAGUGUCAGUACUACUUUAUAUAUAAUCGGCUUAAACUAUAAUUCUAGAGACUGUCAAGUUAAUAGCAUUUAUUAAUUAUUAUUGUAUUUGUAAUCGUUACUAUUGCUGUAAAAUAGUAGAUAAUAAUGUUUUUUAAAGUGUAUGCAUACACACUUUUUAACAAAAUGACAAUGUUCAAUCUACAUAAAUACGUUAUGUACUGCAUGCAAUGAAAUUUUAUUUUUUUCCAUAAUAUUUGAAGAAGUUUUAAUGUUAGUGUUUUUUUUUGUUUUGCAGUUUUGAUUUUGCAGAUUUUAAAAUGUUUUUUUUUGUCCUUAGUUAAGUUGUAGUUAUAGACAAAAAAACUUGAGUCUAACAAGAUGAUCUAGUCCCACCACCUCGAUAAUGUAAUUAAUUAUUUGUAUGUAAUUAGCUUAAUAAAUACAACAAACAAAAAUAUGUAUAUCAUUGCUAGCAAUGAUGAGUGCGGUACGUAUGAAAUAAAUAUGUUAACUUCCGCAUGAUGUGGAGAUUUCAAAAACA